Messenger RNA from Zygosaccharomyces rouxii, 2787 nucleotides. RefSeq lists its product as uncharacterized. Gene Ontology annotation, molecular function: zinc ion binding; SNARE binding. Gene Ontology annotation, biological process: intracellular protein transport; COPII-coated vesicle cargo loading; endoplasmic reticulum to Golgi vesicle-mediated transport. NCBI's taxonomy places the organism in Eukaryota, Fungi, Ascomycota, Saccharomycetes, Saccharomycetales, Saccharomycetaceae. The record is from RefSeq and is a predicted model, not a curated record. The transcript has a single exon. The coding region runs from base 1 to 2787 and encodes 928 amino acids. Gene Ontology annotation, cellular component: COPII vesicle coat; endoplasmic reticulum exit site.
AUGUCUCAUCAUAAAAAGCGUGUGUACCCAGCAGCGCAGAUGCAAGGUUAUGCAUCUAAUGGGUUCCAGCAACCUGCGCUGGUUAAUGAUGGUACCAGUGGUUAUGGAGCACCAAUGGGUUAUCCAGCAGCUGGACAAGUGCCAAUGGCAGCAGGUGUGCCCCCUGUAGUAGGAGCAGGUGCUCCAGUUGCCCAACCGCAACUUUUCACUCCUGUCCAACAGCAGUUAAACCAACAAAUCGAUCAGACAACUGCUGCUAUGGGAAACGUUCAAUUGCAUAAUGUUCCAAUAGUAGAUCCCAAUAGUUACUACCAGGCUCCAGCUCAAGGUGUUAGCUCUCCAUAUAUGCCAGCAGCGGGAGCUGGUGUUCCCCUAACACCUGCACCGGCAGGUGUAGCUACUGCAGCUGCAGCAGGUGUUCCCGUUAGAGGUGGUAAGCCAAUGAAUCAGUUGUACCCUAUCGAUCUAUUAACUGAACUGCCACCACCAAUUCACGAUUUGUCAUUGCCACCACCACCAUUGAUGGUUCCACCGGAGAAAAUGUUGGUUCCAAGUGAGUGGAGUAAUGCGUCUCCUGAUUACAUCCGUUCUACUUUGAAUGCAGUCCCAAAGAGUAGUUCGCUAUUGAAAAAAUCAAAACUGCCAUUUGCACUUGUCAUUAGACCAUAUCAACAUUUACAGGAUCACAUUAAUCCACCACCAUUGAAUGAAGAUGGGGUUGUUGUACGUUGUCGUCGUUGUCGUGCCUACAUGUCACCAUUUGUAACAUUUAUCGACCAAGGUAGAAGAUGGAGAUGUUGUUUUUGUCGACUAGCCAAUGAUGUUCCUAUGCAAUUCGACCAAACAAUGGCUGGUGUUCCUGCAAAUCGUUACGAUAGAAAUGAAGUUAAAUAUGCUGUCAUGGAAUACUUGGCUCCAAAGGAAUAUACCAUGAGACAACCACCACCUUCUACGUAUUCUUUCAUCUUGGAUGUGUCUCAAAAUGCUAUAAAGAGCGGUCUUUUGGCUACCGCCACUAGAACAAUUGCCGAAAUGUUAGAUUCAAUUCCCAACCAUGAUUCAAGAACAAGAAUUUCCAUCCUCUGUGUUGAUAACAAUAUUCAUUAUUUCUCUAUACCACCAGAUGAAGAUUCUGAUCAAGUUACAAUGAUGGAUGUGGCUGAUUUAGAUGAACCAUUUUUCCCUAGACCAAAUUCAAUGGUGGUCCCUCUGAAAUCGUGCCGUAACAAUUUGGAGAAGGUAUUGAAUUUGAUACCAGAGGUUUUCCAAUUUAACAUUAUGAGUAAAUUUGCCCUAGGGCCAGCUUUAAAAUCUGCUUACAAUUUGAUUGGCGGUAUUGGUGGUAAAAUUAUUGUGGUUUCAUCUACCUUACCAAACAUUGGUGUCGGAAAACUACAGAAGAGAAAUGAAAGUAGCUCGGUGAACACCGCCAAGGAAUCUGCACAAUUGCUAUCAUGCCAAGAUGCUUUCUACAAGUCUUUUACCAUCGAUUGUAGUAAAGUUCAAAUUACUGUGGAUACAUUCUUAGCAUCCGAAGAUUAUAUGGAUGUUGCUACAUUGGCCAAUCUGGGUCGUUACACUGGUGGUCAAACUCAUUUCUACCCUGGAUUCUCUGCCACUAAAUUGACUGAUGUUACUAAAUUCACCAAAGAAUUCUCUAAACACUUGUCCAUGGAUCUAUCCUUGGAAACCGUUAUGAGAGCUAGAGGUACUACAGGUGUCAGAUCCAAUACUUUCUACGGUCACUUCUUCAACAGAUCUUCUGAUUUGUGUGCAUUCUCCACUAUGCCCAGAGACCAAUCCUACGUGUUUGAAAUGUCCAUCGAUGAUUCAAUAAUUGGUGAUUACGCAUGUAUCCAGAUCGGUAUACUGUUAUCAUUGAACACUGGCCAACGUAGAAUUAGGGUCAUUACUAUGUGCAUUCCAACAACAGAAUCGUUAUCAGAUGUCUAUGCCUCUGUGGAUCAAUUGGCAUUGACAGCUUACCACACAGAAAAGGCAGUGGAAAAGGCAUUAUCAUCCAGUUUGCAAGACUCCAGGGAGUAUUUGAACAAAGCUGUUCAAGAUGUACUUGCAGUCUACAAAAAGGAAAUCGUCGUUUCUAACACAGCUGGUGGUGCUCCACUAAGAUUAUGUGCAAAUAUGAGAAUGUUCCCAUUAUUAAUGCACUCAUUGGCUCAGCACAUGGCUUUAAGACCUGGUAUUGUUCCAAGUGAUCACAGAGCUGCGGCAUUGAACAAUUUGGAAUCUAUGCCAUUGAAAUAUUUGGUCAAGAAUAUUUACGCCACAGUUUAUUCAUUGCAUGAUAUGCCUGAUGAUGUCGGAUUCCCCGAUGAGAACGGCCAAUUAAUCCUACCUGAACCUAUCAAUGCAUCUGCUUCCUUAUUCGAAAGAUACGGGUUAUACCUAAUUGACAACGGUAGUGAAUUAUUCCUAUGGAUCGGUGGUGAUGCCGUUAACGAAUUAAUCAUGGACGUCUUUGGUACACAAGAUAUCUUCCAGGUGCCUAUCGGUAAGCAAGAAUUGCCAAUCGUGGAAGGUUCCGAAUUUAACGAAAGAGUCAGAAAUAUUAUUGCUAAGGUUAGGGAGCAUGACGAUAUUAUCAGUUACCAAUCCCUUUACAUUGUUAGAGGUGCUUCAUUGAGUGAACCUGUCAAUCACAUUUCUGCUAGAGAAGUAGCAACUUUGAGACUUUGGGCAACCAGUACUCUGGUGGAAGACAAGGUUCUUAACAGCGAGAGUUACCGCGAAUUCUUACAAAGCAUGAAGAUGAGGAUUAGCAAAUGA